AGACAGAGGGAGAAGGCAGGCAGCAUCAUGGCGGACAGAGACAGUGGAAGUGAGCAGGGAGGAGCAGCCACGGGCCCAGGCUUCGGUUCCAUGCACCUAGCGACAGGAGGGGCGGGCUCGGCCUCCGGGCUCCAGCAUGAGACCCAAGAGCUGGCGUCGAAGAGGGUUGACAUCCAAAACAAACGCUUCUAUUUGGACGUUAAGCAGAACGCGAAAGGCCGCUUCUUAAAGAUAGCAGAAGUCGGGGCCGGUGGAAACAAGAGCCGCCUCACUCUCUCCAUGUCCGUGGCGGUUGAGUUCCGUGACUACUUGGGGGACUUCAUCGAACAUUAUGCCCAGCUGGGUCCGAGCAACCCGGGGAUGGUACAAGACGAACCCAGGCGAGCCCUCAAAAGCGAGUUCUUGGUCCGAGAAAAUCGGAAAUACUAUAUGGAUCUGAAAGAGAACCAGCGGGGACGGUUUCUGAGGAUUCGACAGACCGUUAACCGGGGGCCCGGUUUGGGAUUCACGCAAGGCCAGACGAUUGCUCUGCCUGCCCAGGGACUUAUUGAGUUUCGUGACGCUUUGGCUAAACUUAUUGACGAUUAUGGUGUAGAGGACGAACCUGCAGAGUUGCCCGAAGGGUCAUCGUUGACUGUGGACAACAAACGGUUUUUCUUCGACGUCGGAUCCAAUAAGUAUGGUGUGUUUAUGAGGGUAAGCGAGGUGAAGCCAACGUACCGCAACUCAAUUACAGUGCCCUACAAAGUGUGGUCCAAAUUUGGGAAUACUUUCUGUAAAUAUGCCGAGGAGAUGAAGAAGAUCCAGGAGAAACAGCGGGAGAAAAGGGCAUGCGAGCUGCAGCAACAAGAGGAGAUGCAGCCGGACGAUGGAGACGAGGAUUGAUAUAGACAGCAAAAGAGAGAGAAAAAAAAACAUGCCAGAGUAAUGAAAAAUAACAAGAGAAUUAUAAUUAAAAACACACUCUACUGUAUAAUGAAAGAAAUCUAAAGAUUUAACUAUUGGUUUAACCAAGGGAGCAUCACCCACAAUAUAAGAAACCUCCACGACCUGACAGUUAUGACAUGUUGUCACUCAUCGCUGGAUGUUACCCCACUUAACCACCAUUAAUACAGUAACAGGCUGCUAAACAAAGUAAUAACAUUAUAUUUGAACAUUGUUUCCUACUUGACAAACAAUAUUGAACUGUUUAUUUCCCUUAUUAACAGAAAACUUUUGUACCAGUUAAAGCUAUUGUAAAGGAAAAAAAAGUGUUUGCAAUGUUCAAAUUGAAUUAUUGCCGAGUUCAAGAGAAAAAAAAAGUUUCCUUUCAUGUGAGCUAAAUGACUUCAGCACAAAUCAGAUGUUUUAGUUUUUAAAACCAAAAUUCCAAAACUUUGUAAAAGGUUGUCACAUGUACUUGCCAUCCUAUUUACCUUUACCUGUGAGUAGAGAGGUGUUUACACAUAAAUCAUAUGAGGGCUAGGCCUGCUUCGGAAACUGAUAAGAUUUCAUGCAGUAUAUAUUAAAAAAAAAAGGAACGUGUAGGCAUUUUCAUGAAAUGAAAUAAGUGCUCUAUUUAUUGUGCAAUAUGCAUUGCAUAUAAAGAACUGGUCGUUGGAUCCAGAGGCAUUCAAAGAAAUAUUAAUAUUGUAAUUUUUGUUUCAGUUGAAAUUGUUGCCAUGCAGAUGGAUAUAUAAUAGACUACCUUUGUGUCUCGUUGUUAAUGCAAUGUGUUCAUUUUAAAGGUACUAAAUGUGUAUUUGAUAGAGGAAAUGCAGAGACAACAUGUAGCAAAUGGCCUGAACUGCAGAUUAUUUAACAAGGCAAAGACCCUGAAUAUACUGUGUUGAUUGGCAUAGAAAAAAAAUGAGAAGAGCGUUAUCGGUUAGUAUAUAUGAAACAAACCUUUUUGUGAUCUUGUUUAGUCAUAAAAGUCUAAAUGGUGCCAAGGAGUGCUGUUGCUGCAUGUUUAUCUGCACUACAAUUUCGUUGGUCUCCCAAAAUAUUGGCUCAAGGACCCUUCCAUAUGUAUCUUUAUCUGCCUAUGUUGUAUGAAUCUCAAGUUUGAGGACUGGGGGGAUUAUACCAUCCAAAGGCUCGGUGUAGUUCUAGUGGAAGUUGUUUCAAAGCAUGAUUGUAAAAGCAGCGACCUUAUGAACAGUAAUCAAAAUGUCACCAUCACACUAUGAGGAGGGCCACUGAGGCGCUUGCCUGGCUUAGCCAAGGUGAAGAGAGCUCAGUUCACCUGUUGGUGAAUGUCUAGUAUGUCACUGGAUGUGCCCGUCCUUUCAAGGUUUAAGCUCUGAGGGUGUGACGUUCAGUGGGGCUACUUUGGAUACAUUCUCAUAGCUCUGCUUUAGAUUUGUAAGCCCAAAUACCUACCUGGGGUGAUGAGAUUCUGUUUUGGUCUAAUUGUAAAUAUUUGGGCUGCCACACGGAAAACAACUGGUUCUAAUCCAGUUCAGUCGCAUCUCAUAGAUGUGUGAUAGCAGUUUUAUAAACUCUGUCAGUAAACUCCAGAGAAACUGGCAACAAUCAGAUAAUGUCAGAUUUACCUCAGCAUUGAAUUCAAUGAUUGCUCCCAUGUUUAGAUUGACUGGAAACCAGCAAACUAGACUGUCCUUGACCACCUAUUUUUGGAGCCUCUGGUAUAGCCUAAAUGAUACCUGAUUGGGAGCAUCCUCUUCAGCAUAUAAACAACCUGGUGCCUUACACACUCCGCAUGCUUACACGCUGGCCUGGUGCUUUGGAUCGCAGUUUUGCUUUUUUUUUUUUUUUACUUCUUCUUUUUUCUUUUUCUUUUUUUUUCUUUUUUUUUUUAAUUUCCUCUUCUAUUUCUUGUGUCUCAGCCCCCUUGUGUGCUAGCGCACGACUCGUGGUGCUAAAAGGGUUUGUUACAAACUCUUUCGAAAAACAGGAGCAGAAUUCUUAACUUUUGUCUGCUGCCUUUCAUCUUUCCCAACUUUAUUGCCAUCCCCAUUCCCCAGCCAUCCAGGUAUCGGCCUACAUGUAAACAUGGAAGGGGGUGGUCACCUAGAUGCAAGAUAAUGCAGAAGAGUUGGCUCUUCACUAGCCAUGUGCAUUAGCAGGGAGAGCAGGGGCUGAUUGGGAACAUCAGUAGUGGCCUGAAAUGAUAUAAAUGGUUAUCGGUAAGCCCCACCCCACCCCUUGAAAUGCUCGUUCUAUGGCUUGGGUAGUUAUGUGUAAGUUGUAAGUUGCUCAAUUAAUGGGGAGUAGCAAGCAUGUCUUGUUUUGUUUUGUUUUUUGUUUGUUUUUGUUUUAUGUAGUUUUACCUUUUCAGCGUUAUUCCACAUUAUUUGUAAUUUUGGAAUGUUUUCGCCCACAAAAAAUAUAUCUAUAUAUUUUUUUUUUUUCUGUGCAACAUUUCAUCACUGUGUGCAAUAUCAUAUGUGCCAAUGGUGGCAGUAUAUGUAUAUCAAUUAAAUAUAUGAUUACUAUUUGAAAGCA
Molecule: messenger RNA, 3450 nt
Organism: Archocentrus centrarchus (flier cichlid)
Lineage: Eukaryota; Metazoa; Chordata; Actinopteri; Cichliformes; Cichlidae
Gene: puraa
Product: purine-rich element binding protein Aa
Exons: 1
Coding region: 28-885 (285 amino acids)
Biological process (GO): regulation of transcription by RNA polymerase II
Cellular component (GO): nucleus
Molecular function (GO): purine-rich negative regulatory element binding; DNA-binding transcription factor activity, RNA polymerase II-specific; RNA polymerase II transcription regulatory region sequence-specific DNA binding
Source: RefSeq, a predicted model, not a curated record